AUGUCUGACUCGCAUCCAAGUGGUACAUCGACUUCUGCCAGCCAAGAUAGAGAUCUUCCCCAUCAGCUGAUCACUCUCAGCGCCACAGAUAUUGCAGCUACAUUGGCGAUGGCUGCAUCACAGGCAGCUGAGAUGGAUUUGCCGUGUGCACGAAUCACCCACUUCAAAACUGGGCUUCAAUGGGAGAUCUCGACCUUUGUGACACCAGUCCUGCAGUACUCAGCUGCACACAACAUCAUUUCAGUCAUGCCAAUCCCCGUUGCUCAUCUGCUGCUCUUGAUCCCGCAGCAAAGCUGGACUGAGGUUCCGGACCAUGUCUUUGCAGCUCAUCUGGCUCCCAGCGAUCCCUCGCACAUCAUUCCAGACUAUGAUACUCCGUGGUGGAUGGGGCACACCACCAUUCCGAAUGAACCUUGGCAAUGGAAUCGGGUCAUGGAGUGUUGUGGAUUCCACUAUGAGCACUGGCUGGGUGGUGUUGAGGAUGAUGGUCUGAUUCUUCUGGAGAUGCGGGAGGGCAUCAGAGAUAAGAUGGGUGAGAUACAAAUGUACACUGGUAUCCUCACCCGAUUGCAGCAAGCCAGGGAGAAUCACCGAAUCCCACAUACAGAAAUGAAUUUCCGAGUGCUCGACGCUCGGUGCUUGGCAGUUGGUACUUGGCGCUCGGCACUCAUUAGUGCAGCCUCGGGUCUGAUCACUCGGUCCUCGGUGCUCCGUCUUUACCGAGUACCGAGUACCAAGGACUUCCGGGUCCUGCUCCUCAGUAGUGAAGACUGGCACUGA
Suillus paluster is the source of this 780-nucleotide messenger RNA. RefSeq lists its product as uncharacterized. The record is from RefSeq and is a predicted model, not a curated record. Lineage: Eukaryota; Fungi; Basidiomycota; Agaricomycetes; Boletales; Suillaceae. Bases 1 to 780 code for a protein of 259 amino acids. The transcript is spliced from 8 exons.